ACCUUUGAACAUCAAGGUCACACAUUCUCACUUCCGGUAACUUGACAAGUCAGUCGAUAAGCUAGAACUCGAACGAUAUCGUAUGGGAAAAUACCGCACAAUUUGAAAAAUGGAUAAUGACAGGCCACAGUUUAGGUCUCCUUUUUACCGUCCGUGUCCACACAUGGUAGCUUCAGCGCAAGGUGCGCCGCAACGUUCCACAGGAAAUAGUUUGAAAGCUAUUUUUGCAGGAGGAGUGACUGGUGGAUUAGAAAUCUGUAUAACAUUCCCAACAGAAUAUGUUAAAACACAAUUACAGUUAGAUGAACGAGCCGGUGUGGCUAAACGAUAUAAAGGUCCAAUCGACUGUGUUAAAGUGACAGUUAAUGACUAUGGAGUUAGGGGACUAUAUAGGGGUUUACCUGUUUUAUUGUAUGGAUCUAUACCUAAAUCAGCAGUUAGAUUUGGUGCUUUUGAAGAAUUUAAAAGUUGGUAUGCAGUGGAUGGUGUAUUAACUCCCGACAAAAGACUAUUAUGUGGUUUAGGAGCUGGAGUUUGUGAAGCUAUAUUUGCAGUUACACCUAUGGAAACAUUAAAAGUCAAAUUUAUAAAUGAUCAAACUUCAGCGAACCCUAAAUUCAAAGGAUUUUUUCAUGGUGUACGAGAAAUAAUAAAACAUCAAGGUAUACGAGGUACAUAUCAAGGUUUGACACCAACGAUAAUGAAACAAGGCAGUAAUCAAGCAAUAAGAUUUUUUGUGGUAGAAUCAUUAAAAGAUAUGUAUAAGGGAGGUAAUCCAGAUAAGAAAGUACCACUUUUAUUGACUGGAGUGUUUGGUGGUUUUGCUGGUGCUUGUUCUGUGUUUGGUAAUACACCUAUAGAUGUUAUAAAAACUAGGUUACAGGGUCUGGAUGCCCAUAAAUAUAAAAAUACUUUUGAUUGUGCAGUCAAAAUAUUUAAGAAUGAAGGUUUAGGAGCGUUUUAUAAAGGAACUGUCCCUAGACUUAGUAGAGUUUGUUUAGAUGUAGCCAUAACAUUUAUGAUUUAUGACAGUCUAAAAGCAGCAAUAGAUAAGAUGUGGCCAACAAACUAGAAAAA
This is a messenger RNA of Mytilus californianus (California mussel), 1077 nucleotides long. RefSeq names its product tricarboxylate transport protein B, mitochondrial-like. Gene Ontology annotation, biological process: mitochondrial citrate transmembrane transport. The record is from RefSeq and is a predicted model, not a curated record. NCBI's taxonomy places the organism in Eukaryota, Metazoa, Mollusca, Bivalvia, Mytilida, Mytilidae. The coding region runs from base 110 to 1072 and encodes 320 amino acids. The transcript has 7 exons.